Messenger RNA from Polychytrium aggregatum, 195 nucleotides. RefSeq lists its product as uncharacterized. The record is from RefSeq and is a predicted model, not a curated record. Gene Ontology annotation, biological process: regulation of transcription by RNA polymerase II. Gene Ontology annotation, molecular function: RNA polymerase II cis-regulatory region sequence-specific DNA binding; DNA-binding transcription factor activity, RNA polymerase II-specific. Gene Ontology annotation, cellular component: PcG protein complex; transcription regulator complex. Lineage: Eukaryota; Fungi; Chytridiomycota; Chytridiomycetes; Polychytriales. The annotation marks the transcript as partial. The transcript has a single exon.
AUGCCCCACUGUCGCGGCACUCUCCCCCUGGACCAAAGUACAUGGGCCGGUUGCGGCAAAUCGUUCUCGACCAGCGGCCAUCUCUCCCGCCACACCCGCAUCCACCUCAACAUCAAGCCGUUCUGCUGCCCGUUCCCAGACUGCUCCUCGCGAUUCUCGCGACAGGACAACAUGCGCCAGCACUACAAGAUCCAU